Emericellopsis cladophorae is the source of this 4800-nucleotide messenger RNA. RefSeq lists its product as uncharacterized. Bases 1 to 4800 code for a protein of 1599 amino acids. Gene Ontology annotation, molecular function: monooxygenase activity; heme binding; iron ion binding. The transcript has 8 exons. The record is from RefSeq and is a predicted model, not a curated record. NCBI's taxonomy places the organism in Eukaryota, Fungi, Ascomycota, Sordariomycetes, Hypocreales, Bionectriaceae.
AUGGCGUUGACAGACGCCAUCGAUCUGCUGCUAUCAAAGUCGGCCAUCGGCGUCUUGGCCAUUGCUGCUGUGCUCUUCUUUGUGGCGCGAGCGCUCGAACUGGGCGUGGAUGAAUUUGAACCUCCUGUCAUCAGGCCCCCUAUUCCCUACAUCGGACACUUGAUCCGAUCCGUCCGGGAACAGCCAUGGUUCUUGAAGAAUCUCGGCGAGGAGUGUCGCCUGCCCAUCGCAACGGUGCCGAUCCUCAAGGGAAAAGUAUACGCGAUAUGGGAUCCCUUUCUGGUGCAGGCUGCCUACUGCAGCAAGCAUCUCUCAUUCAUCCCAUUUGCUGUAGAAAACGUCCGCGGCGUGACGGGGUACGACGAUGAGACGCACGAGAUUGUCACAAAGACAGAUAUCCUGCCCGCCUACUUUAAGAGCAUUUACGAGGGGACGACGCCCCAGCAUAUUCACCACUUGAACGUCGUGUCGCUGAGGCAUGUCUCACAGCACAUAGACGGCAUUGGGCCAGAUGGGCUUGUCGUCUCGAACAUCUACCUCUGGCUGCGCAACCUCAUGACUGUGGCUACGUGCGAAGCGUUGUUUGGUCCACGCAACCCAAUCAAGGACGAACAGCUCCAAGACGCACUGGCAGCGUACUGCGAAACAGUAGAAGAGGACGACGAAAAGGUCUCGGCCAUGAUCAGGAACCGUGUCGGUAUUCUUCGCAAGUACGGCAUCAAACCCAAGAGCAUCGGCGACAUUGAGGUGGCGCUCAUCCACGUCCCAACGUCCAACUCCAUACCGACCCUGUUCUGGUUCUUCAUGCACAUCUUCACCCGACCCGAACUGGUGUCCAGAUUACGCGCGGAAGCCGAGCCAGUCGCGGAGCGUGGCCCUGGGGACACGGUAACCGUCAACGUGGACACCAUCUCCGACAGGUGUCCCCUCCUCAUCAGCUGCUACCGUGAGGCAAGUCGCCUCGCCAACAAGUUCACCUGCAAUCGACGCGUGGUGCAAGACACGACGAUCAAGGACAGGGACGGCCGCUCGUACUUGCUCAAGAAGGGAGGUCACGUGCGGAUGCCAGCCGGCGUCCUGCAUGCCUUGGAGGCGGCGUGGGGUCCCGACGCUGAUGAGUUCCGGCCCGAACGGUUCCUGGACACGGGCCUGAGCAAGGAGGAAGCCAAGAUUCGUCGUGUCUCGCACACGCCGUUCGGCGGAGGCGCCCACAUGUGUCCGGGGCGCAACUUUGCCACCGCCGAGAUCCUUGGGUUCGUCGUCUCCCUGCUCGUUGGGUAUCAGGUGGCGCCCGCGGACGGGGACUGGUCCAAGUUCCAGGUCCCUCCCAUGGCGCCGUGCCCGGUGGCGACGUCUGUGUGCAAGCCGCUGGACGAGCGCGCCAUGUUUGGUGCGCAUGUGACGAGACGGGGCGGAUGGGAGUCGGCUAAGUGGGUGUUCACCUCGGAAAGGGUGAAGGAAGUUGAUGUGCAGGAGACACCCAAGCGCCUGUUGGAUCUCGAGUGUCCCGGGCCCGAGGGCAUCUGCCUCGUGCAAGACUUGAAUCCCUCAAAGUACAUCGCACUGAGUCACUGCUGGGGGGACGUGAGAGCGUGCACGACUACCAGCGACAAUCUCGCCAGUCGCCUAUCCGAAAUCAAAUGGGAUGAUCUGGCAAAGACGUUUCAAGAUGCUGUGACAUUGACGAGGCAGAUUGGCCUGCGAUACCUAUGGAUCGACUCGUUGUGUAUUGUCCAGGAUGAUUCGGAUGACUGGAGGAAGGAAUCCGUCAAAAUGGGAGACAUAUAUCGUGGUGCCUAUCUGACAAUCGCCGCCUCCUUAGCAUCCGCCGACGACGAAGGCUUUCUGCACCCGUCGAAAGAAAGAGACGUCUACUCGGCCAAGUGUCUACGUGUACCAUUUCAGGGGGGUAUUAUUACUGGCAUGUGGAUGCGCACGAUCCACGACUCCCGCCUCCAUUCAUUCCACAACAUCAGCGAGCCUCUGUCCACUCGGGCCUGGACGAUGCAGGAGCGAGUACUCGCACCGCGGCUUCUGAGCUACUCCUCUGCCGUUACCUUUGAGUGCACCGCCUUGGCUGUCUGCGAGUGUGGCCACGCCAUGUAUCCAGAUCCUUACUACCCCCCUGUUCACAUGCUCCAGGGCCUUGACAACAAACAAGGAUUUUUAUCGGUCUUGCAGGGUGACCCGCAGUCGAUCGCGAGGAUGUAUUCUUUCUGGUCUGACAUGGUAUCUGUAUACUCCGGUCGAAAGUUGACGUUCGAGACGGACAGGCAGAUUGCGAUUUCCGCCAUUGCGAGAGUCCUGGCAAAGCAGUACGGCGAUGAAUACAUCGCGGGGCUUUGGAAAGGGAACCUAGUUCCCGGUCUCACCUGGCACAAUGAUAUCCGGCUGCCAGUCAUCAAGGAUGCUGCUGCUGGAUCGCAUGCCGGGCUGUCGAAUCGACCACCGUCCUGGAGCUGGCUCUCGGCAAAGAAACUCGUCAGUACGUAUAGACUUCUCCCCGGCCAUUGCGAAGUCGUAUCGACGGACGUUCAGGAUGGCGGUCUUGACGACAGCGGCCCGGCUCGAGGAUGUAUCACGCUGAGGGCUCAGACUGGGACUAUGGUUGCGCACCUACCGGAGGAAGGCCAGCUCGACUCGGAAACGUCAGGGGCCACGCGGUUCGCGAUACUCGGUCCGAACGACAACCCAGUGGAGGUAUUUAAAGUAGAAGACUUCAGGCUAGAUAGACCGGUCACAAGAAACAGUGACCUGGACGUGUCAGCAGGCAUGCAGGGCUAUUCUUCGGACCUCGUGGAUGGGACAUUUCCUAUCCGGGUGUUGUGCUUGCACCUUGGGACAACUGUCAUCGAUAACAAGGAUCGGAAGACGGAGGUUUUUCUCGCUCUUUUCGAGCUGAAGCAUUUGCAGGGGCGGUUUUCAAGGAUCGGGCUUGUUCGAGCUACCAUCACCAAGGACGCUCUGCGAGAGUGGCUUGGCGAGUCUCAUUUGGCCAGCAACGUCAGGUUCCAAGCACCGGCCCCUAAGAACAUCGACCAGUGUGACCACAAGCAACCACGAUGCUCGCAAUGCGUCAAGCACGCCGAUGUCUGCGAGGCCCGAACAUUCAAGCUAUCGACUCCUGCUGUGUUUGAGGAGCGGCGCGCCAAAAAGACCAAGGCCAGAUCCUCACGAAGCUCCCGGUUUAUCGACGACACUGGUCCGUCGAUAGAACCAGAUGGCAACGACACCAUCCUCAAUGCAUCGCCACCCUGCUUCCAAGACUCUGGUCCUUCGAGCAGGACACAGCAUGACACUUUGGACCUGUUGCGCCCCCUGGACCAACAGCUACUCUCGAGCACCUUGCCAGCAGAAACCUCUCCUCGCAAUGAUAUGCAGGACCCGACGACGAGCGAUCAAGCACAAGCUGACGGGACUUUGAGCCUCGCUUCAGUCGUACCAACUUUACUGCCAAGCUCGGAUGACGACGAACUUUUCCCUUCCGUCUCCUUUCCAGGCCACGGGAGUCUAAGCCUCGACGCGUUCUCAACCGCACCCGAACGUCUCUACUGCCCGAUGCCGUGGCCAGACGACAUGCUGGCCUCGCCCGAGCGCAGGUUCCUCUGGCAGUACUUUCUGUCGGUAGCGGAAGCCGACUUUCUGUGUCUGGACUGGGAAGACGUCGGACACCUGUACGACUUCCAGCACCCAUACACCACAACCCUGCCUCAGAUGGCUCUGUCGAGCAAGGCGCUCCGAAGUGCCAUCUUCUGCUUUUCGGCUGGUCAGUACCAGCUGCGCCACAACAGCCGGGAGCAUUUCGCCCUGACCAAGACGACGACGAGCGCAGAGGCGGUGCGCGCCAUGCGCGCUCAGCUGCUGCAGACGACAACCAGCGACGAUGACUUGCUGCCGCUCAUCUGCGCAGCCACAUUGUUGCAUUACUUUGCUACGGAAAGACAUGACUAUCUACGAAUCGCCUCCAACCUUGUCUCGCGAUUCUUGGCACGGAAGGCUCUCCAGCAGAGCCAGGCACCCCUCUCGCUACCUGAGAUUCCCCUGACCGAGUUUCGAUGGACCGUCAUAUCCACGCUGUGCUCCCUGCGGCAGCCUCAAAGCCCGCUUGGCGAGAAGGCCUGUCGGAUGAUCGAAAUGGACGACGACGAGAUCAGUCGCAAGUACUCGGACGCCUUCAGCGGUUGGAUCAGCCAUCCGAUUUACACCUUCUCCCCGAGGCUGGUCAAUCCUCUUCUACGCAUUGGACGACUGCUGGAGGCACAGCUGCUGCAGCUCGACGGCACAACCACGGAUCCCGACGAUCUGGCCGGACACGAUGACGAUCGCAUAGCCGAAGCCGAGGAAAUGCUCCUCCACGCACGCGAACGCGACGUUGACACAUCCAUAGCACGCAUGCAGAUCAGCGAUCCCGCCACUGUCGUCGCCCUCAACGAAUCCAUGUACGCAGCGAGCGCCAUCCUACUAUACGCGCGACUGCACCAGACACCAUUCACAGCGCCCUUUAUCCGGAAACAAGUACACAUUGUCACCAAUGAGAUUGCCAAAAUCAGCUCCGACUCCCGUGUCUCCUUCUCCGUCGUCUUCCCGCUGUUCAUCGCGGGCUGCGACGCCGCCGAUCUGUCGGUGCGCGACAUGGUCAGGGAGAGACUGCGAGAGCCCAAAGGCAUCGCCUACGAUCGUGGCGACCUCGUCGGUGCACUGGAGCAUAUUUGGGACAUUCGCGAUGCCGAGCCGGGUUUGCUGUGGCCCGACUGGGUGGCCAAGGUUGAUCCAAAGUACCGCAUCAGCUGCCUGAUGUAA